AUGUUUCCGAGUAGUUCGUCGGAUUCCAACGGUGUAUCCACCGGAUCUGAUGUUUCUACGCGAUGGAAGGGGAUAUUUGUAUCCUCCCUGAGAAAAGUGCUACAUCAGGUACAUCAGUCGCUCUCUGCUAACGAAGAUGCGUUGCAUCACGUGGAAGGUCUGAUCUUGAAGUUGCUGGAUAUCCUUUGCGCCAAACCAUCUCCUCCUCAUUCGAUUGCGGAUGUGGAGGAACGUGUGCAAAAAAGUUUUCCUAAUCCCAUCGACAGGCAAGACGCAAUUGAUCGUGGUAAGAAGAAGUCGUCUAUUGUGUUUCCCGUGGAUAAGAUCCACACGCUGCUCCAGAAGGAAGUAUUGCAGUAUAAAAUUGACUACAACGUUAGUGUUUACAUCGCCGCUGUGCUCGAAUACAUUGCCGCUGAUAUUUUGAAGCUGGCGGGGAAAUAUGUGAAGAACAUCCGGCAUACUGAAAUUACCUGUGAAGACAUUACUGUUGCUAUGUGUGCAGACAAAGUGUUGAUGGACCUUUUUGAUCAAGAUGGAGCUGUUGGAGGUACAAUGAAUAUCCCGGAAGAGCGUACGCUUGAUCUGGCGUCGACUUAUGAUGAAGUUGUGAAAGAUCUAAUUGCACGAGAAAAGCAGUACCGUCGCGAGUUGCACAUGAUCAUCAAAGUUUUCCGUCAAAUAAUUUCUGUACAUCCAUCCAAGAGUGACUUGGACCUGAUAUUCAGUAACAUUCUCGACAUCGAAGAAGUUACUCUGAAUUUUCUCAGCUCAUUGGAAGAUUCAGCGGAAAUGAACGAGGAGAAUAACUUCUUGGCGGUCGGUUCAUGCUUUCUGGAAUUCGCGGAAGUAGAGGAAUUUGCGGUGUAUGAGAAAUACGCGAAAGGAGUUUUGAGCUCUGAGGCUCGAGACAAAUUGAAUGAAUUAUUAUCUGACGGCGUAUUCUCCCGUGCGCUGAGAUCUGCCGGGCAUGGUUUUAAAGAAGCCGUGAAGUACGUUCUUCCGAAGUUGCUGCUUUCUCCAAUAUAUCACUGUCUAGAGUACCUCGAUUAUAUUCGAACUUUGCAUCGUGUGAGCGAUUCUGAAGAUGAUAGGGAAAGUCUGGAUGAGGCUGGCAGCCUUCUUAAACCUUUGGAAAUUGAAUUGGAGCGAGUGAUCGGUAUGAAUGACUUGCCGCCAAGGGGUGUGAAGAAGUUCGGCGAUGCCGUACUAUACUACAGUCACCGGAGAACUAGUCGCCAAGACACGUUGAAGAAGUUGUCAGAUCUUCAGAAGGCUAUCGAUGGCUGGGAAAGCAAAGACGCGGGGCAAAGUUGCAAUGAAUUCAUCUUGGAGGGCGUUCUCAAAAAACUUGGAACAAGAAAACAAGUAACGGAGCGGUAUGUCAUUCUGUUUGAUGGACUCAUGAUAUUGUGCAAACAGAAUUUUAAGAGAACAUCAGUGACUGGAAGUUCCGCCGAGUACCGUUUGAAAGAAAAAUUCUACCUUCGGAAGGUCGAAAUAAUUGAUCGAGAAGACACGGAGGAGUUGAGGCAUGUCUUUGAAAUUGCCCCACGUUUUCAACCGCCUACAAUCCUCAUUGCUGGUUCGGAGAAGGAAAAAAGUUGUUGGAUGGCGGCUUUGAUCAGACUAAAUACGAGAAGUAUGCUAGAAAGGAUUCUUGACACACUGUUGCUCGAUGAAGAAAAGCAGCACCCAUUGACUCUCCCACCUGUGGAUAAGUACCGUUUCGCCGAAGAGGAUUCUGCGAAAAAUAUCAUCGAGACGACGAAUGGAAAGAGUGGAGUGCCAAUUAUCAAGGGAGCAACGCUGUCGAAGCUUGUUGAGCGAUUAACGUAUCAUUUGUACGCUGAUCCUAAUUUCGCCAAGGUCUUUCUGACUACCUAUCGCUCGUUCUGUACGCCGCAUCAACUCCUGGACUUUCUCGUCGAGCGUUUUGAUAUUCCGGAGUAUCCGUUCACAUCCAGCUCUGAUGCUACCCCCGGGUUGGCAAAUGAACUCAGUGGCAUUGAUCGGGAAAAGGCCAAACGGUUCCGAAACGAGUAUAUGAAGCCGGUACAGUUCAGAGUAUUGAAUGUGAUACGUCAAUGGGUGGACAGGCAUUUUUAUGAUUUUCGACGUGAUGAAACUCUUCUCGUGAAGUUGCAUGCGUUUCUUGAUCGGAUUCGUGGGAAAUCAAUGCGAAAAUGGCUUGACUCAAUUCAUAAAAUCAUUAACCGUCGUUUGGAGCCCGUGGAAGAACAGCGAGAGAUCACCUACGCCCAGGACAAGGUUAAACCAGCUAUUGAGCAUCAUUUGCCGUGUUCCGAUGAAGACUAUCAAUCCAUGACUCUCGUUCUACUUCAAUUACAUCCCAUUGAACUGGCUCGCCAAAUCACGCUUCUGGAAUUUGAACUGUAUCGGGCAGUUCAACCGUCGGAACUCGUUGGAUCUCUGUGGACGAAGAAGGAUAAGCAUGUAACAUCUCCCAAUCUAUUGAAAAUGAUACAUCACACCGACAAUGUUACCCGAUGGAUGCAGAAAUGCAUCGUGGAAACAGAAAAUAUGGAAGAGCGAGUUGCCGUUGUUUGCCGUAUUUUGGAAAUCAUGAUCGUGCUUCAGGAGUUGAACAAUUUCAAUGGCGUACUCGAAGUUAUCUCUGCCAUUGACUCAGCAUCUGUGCACAGGCUUCAGUUCACGUUUCAGAAUGUUCCGCUGAAUCGUCUAAGGGCGCUGGAUGAAGCGCGAGAUCUCAGUAGAGAUCAUUUAAGAAAAUACGUUGAAAAGCUACGAUCUGUGAAUCCUCCCUGCGUACCUUUCUUCGGAAUGUACUUGACGAAUAUCCUGUAUAUUGAGGGUGGGAAUCCAGAUAUGCUGGUCAGUGAUGGUGCGGAAAUCAUAAACUUCAGCAAACGAAGGAAAGUAGCGGAGAUCACUGGUGAGAUUCAGCAGUUCCAGAACCAGCCGUAUUGUCUGUCCGUGGAAUCGAGAAUCCGGAACUUCCUGGUGAACUUGAAACCUUUCGGAGACAAAAAUGAUCGGGAAAUAUCCGACUUGCUCUACAACAAAUCGCUGGAAAUAGAACCCAGAAGCGUCGACAAACCACCGAAAUACGUUCGUCGUUGGCCGACGUUACCACUGAAAAGCCCGGGAAUAAAACCGCGGCAUUGCACGAAGAAUGCCCCGUAUCCAUUAUCGUUAGGAGAUCGGAUAUUUUCUUCUUCUCGCUCGCUCAUUGGCGGCGAUUCUGUGGACGAGGUAGAGACGCACACUGCCCAUUCCCCGUUGACGCCGCCAUCGCCGAGUUCGUCUACACCGUCGACACCAACUCCCGAUUCCGCCGUCUUUGCCAUGGUCCAGAUUGGUGGCAACGUUGGUCAGAUCGGUUGUGGCCCACCACCUCCGUUGCCUCCGAGGUCAGCGCGGAAGCAGCGAGAUGUAGAGCGUCGUGAUGGCUCGCCACCGCCUUUGCCACCGCGCCGGAUUUCCGCUCCGUUGGAUAGUAACAAACCGAACUGCUCAAUGCGGUCGAAUACAACCCCCGUUUACAACGGCAUGCCGCCUACCCCGACAUCAGGAAUUACGAAGGCUCCGAUGCCGCUUCCAGACCACCAUAAUCCGCCCGAAGCUUUUGUCUACCCACCACUCCCGACCCACCGAAGUCACUACCCCAGCGGUGCCGUAGGGCCAGAGCUUCCUCCGAAGACGUACCGCCAGUCCCACAAGGCAGACGCUCCUCACGGAGGUGGCCUUCACAGCCCAAGCUACCACGGCGCCAAGCGUUAGGUGCUAAACAAGCCGCCGUUUCGUGUGUUCAGGGACUUACCUGAGGGUGAAACCCGUGACUGUGGGUCAGCGAUCAUCGAUGUAUUUCUUUCCGUGGUAAACCCGGUUUAUUUGCUGUUCCUUGAAUGGCACGGGAAACUCUAGUGAGUUUCACGAGUCCAAUCUGCAGCAUCUCUGCUCUGCGAGCGGAUAUGCACUGCGCCACUUGAUUGAUACAUUAUUGUUCGUCUUCGCUAUUCAUGGAAAAUGAACGUAUCCGCCAUCAAGAUUUAAAUGGAAGUUUCUUGCCACCCGCUUGGGUCGGGAAAUGAUGAUUGUGUUCGGGGAUUAAUACGUCGACAAUUAUGAAUGGAAAAUAUUGCAAUUAUUGAAUUGUGUCGAAAUCGAUUGCUCAUGUUUUUAUUGCUCUCUGAGUCCGUUAUACUGCAUCGGGCACAUGAAUGUUGAGCAAAGUGGAUGAGAAUAGAGAACGGAGGAGUUGUGGCUUGAAGUCUUGCUGGCAGAGCGGACAUAUUUGACCGGACUUAAUGGAAGAGUUUUUGUUUCCCGCGAAAGGAACAAGUGAGUUGCGAAGUUAUUGAAAGCUUCGACGUCCCUUCGUUGUCGGUUGCCCGAGAAGUGUUCAUUUCGAAAGGAGUUCGAUGACUUACGCAGCAGUAAACUUUCAGACCGAAGUCGUCGUAUGAAAUGGUUUAAAUCGAUUCACUCCCAUUAUGAUGAGUGGCCGCAAUCUCGACGUCUUGAUAGCUUUGCUCGAAAUUAACCGGUGCAUUCGGCUCAAAGCUGUUAAGUCAGCCUUCGAGACGAGCUUGCACAAGUUGACUCAGUCCUUUUCUUCGGGAAAUGCCAUCUGCAUAUCUACCGUUCCCGUAAUUUUACUGAGGCUACUUGAAUAUCUUUCAUUCCACUUCAACUUCCUCGGUGGCAUUCCUACAAAAUGAUUGAUGAAAGAAAACUUACUUGAGGUACGAAUGUCGAAGUAUAUGGAUGAGACCUCUUCUUCCAUUCGAUUGCUCUUGGAUUAUGAAUUCUGUGUGCCAUGUUCGUGUUCCAAUUUUUUCUACUUUUUUUUUUGUUCUUGAAACGCAACUUUUCGCGGGAUAUUAGUGUGGCGGGGUAUAUAUUCGCCGAUCCAUCCCUAGAAUUGAUAUGAAAUUUUCCAACCCUUAUGUGUUGAACUAAUCCGAAAUUCCUCAAGUUCCGUGUAUGUCUUGAAAUAAUGGGGUUUGGUGUUCGCGAUGAAAAUUGUUCAUUCUUCUUGACUGUCGUGUGACACUUCAUACAUAUGUCAGUUCGGUUGUAAGUGCUGUCCAACAAAAUUUUUGGUGUCUUCUUAAUAAUCUCCAGUCUCAUGGCAAAUAUCAAGUUUUCCGUUUGCUUUGGUGCAACAUCUGGGAUUUUAAAGCUGCUAUGGAAAAAUUGGAGGUGGGAAAAGCAAGGAAGGAAAGCGAAACAAAAAAAGAUUUCUACUUGUGCAAGUAUAUGUGAUGUCAGUCGGUGAUGAUAUUCUUUGACGUAUUCGUCUUGAUCAUGGAGAGAGCGAUUGAUCCUUCCUUUUUCGAGCGUGAGCGUGUCAAUCCUGUCGGGACGGCGUGUUCUUUUUCGCGGUUUUUUUUUUCGGAAAAAUGUUGCGGGUAUAAUGGGGUUCUGCGGUAUUCGGGUGAGAGACUAAUUCAGGCUUUGAAUUUUCCCCGUUUUCCUAUGAUAAUGCGCUACUCUGUGCCAUUCUGUUGUUCGGUCGAUGUUUCUUCCCCGUUCGAAGUUCUCAAACGACUAGCAUUUUUACAUUUUCAGGGUAUUUUUGGUACGCCGUGAUGGUUUGGAAUUGAUUUUUAUCUUGGCCCAUUGUCAUGCAUACGUUCUUAUAUCUCGGUUCGCUUGCCGCCACGCUCUCCUUAAUUUGUUUUGUGUUGUACAGUUGAGAUCGCACUGUGUAUAUUUUGGUAUUGGAAUUUUUCGUUCUUUCGAUUCUCCAACCCUUGCGCAAAUGCCGACUUCAAUUCUCGUUUCUUUCUUGGGUGGAAAUCGCGUUUACGUUCUGUUUUACGGUGACUGUGAGUAUAUGGAGAUUUAUAUGAACGUACGAAGGAGCAAAUUGUGCUAAUAGGAAUAAAAGGCGGAUAUGUGAACAUUUGUAUCAGGUUGACUUGGUACAUGAUGGCUUCCUUUCGUUUGCCAGUUGUUAGUUAUGAAAAAUUAAAUUCUGAAUUUGUUCGAUUUCAUUAUCGUAAACAUUUCCUCCAAAAUUUACAGAAGACUUAAAUUUCAUUGAGGAUUCCGUUCAGUUCUCAUAAUUACAGUACUUACUUUGAAUCGUUCGUUACCAGUCCAUUAGUUGAGUUCCGAUUACGAUAUUUGUUACAUCAAGGGCCCCAAUUAAGAUCAGCAAUCGUGCUAUAAUCUUGACAUCCUGCCAAUUCUAUAUUGAUCUUUUUUGGCGCUGUUUUUUGUCCAUUUUUAUCUACGUGUAACACAUAUUCCAUUUUAUAAUGCAUCGAACCACAGCAAUGAUCAGAAGUAGCCCACUCAAUUGAUAGUGUUUUGCGUCAUAUCCUGCACAAUCAAUCCGCCACAGUCGAAAAAUUCAAAUGCAUUAUUGUACUUGGAUUUCCCGUUCGUGUUUUUUUUCGUGAAGCUUCAAUUUUCUUCGGGGGUUUUUAUGUGAUGUUGUCUUACGUGGCAGACAUGCAUUCUUUCACUCUGCCGUUUUCA
Notodromas monacha is the source of this 6477-nucleotide messenger RNA. Lineage: Eukaryota; Metazoa; Arthropoda; Ostracoda; Podocopida; Cyprididae. The record is from the annotation of a GenBank genome assembly.